This is a messenger RNA of Aplysia californica (California sea hare), 10427 nucleotides long. RefSeq names its product cAMP responsive element-binding protein. The record is from RefSeq and is a predicted model, not a curated record. NCBI's taxonomy places the organism in Eukaryota, Metazoa, Mollusca, Gastropoda, Aplysiida, Aplysiidae. Gene Ontology annotation, biological process: regulation of transcription by RNA polymerase II. Gene Ontology annotation, molecular function: RNA polymerase II cis-regulatory region sequence-specific DNA binding; DNA-binding transcription factor activity, RNA polymerase II-specific; protein binding. Bases 3661 to 4476 code for a protein of 271 amino acids. Gene Ontology annotation, cellular component: nucleus; transcription regulator complex. The transcript has 7 exons.
GUCUUAUACAGGUUCGACUGUUCAGAAAUUAGGAAAAGCAGGUCUCGUUUCACACCAAAUGGGAAUAACCAAUGCUGGCAAAUCUCACCCAGUGUGAGAGGUUGAUCUUAUUUUUAUUCUCCCCGGGGGUGAGAAUAGCCACUUCCUAUGACUAUUGAGUGUACGAAAUGCGAAGACGUGGGCAUGUCUUUUGUUUUUAUUUGAUUAUUUCAUUUUAGUUUCCAUUUUUCUCUGGCUCAGUGAAAAUGAGCAUUUCGUCUUCUCCCUUCUCCGCUGUGUUCAGAAAAUCUCUAUUCUAUUGGGUCAUUAAAAUAGAGAUCAGGGGACUUUAAUGUUUAAACUUUUAAAACAGCGCAUUCAAAACAAACCAAAAGUAAUGCAAUGUAGUGAGCUGAGUAAUUCAUUCAAAGUACACCAAAACUAUCAACUGAUAUCUGAAGUGUUGUAUGAGAUAUUGUUAUUAUAUUUCAUAUGUUGAAAUGUAGUCUAACGUAAGUAUUAUUAGACAAGACGGCCGUCUUAGAGGAGACUUAUCAAAAAGAAAAAAAACUAACCGUUCCAUUCUAAGGCCCUAACCGGAGGCUGUGACAGGCAUUUUUUUUCUUUUGGAAGGAAGUUAGAAAUAGAUUUUGUGGCAGCUGUUAAAGUGUUAAAUUCUACGAAGUAUAAGAUGAGGAACACACUGUCCAGCUGUGAAGUGCAAGGGUUAAACAAACCGAAAUAUGUUAGAAGAGGAAGACUGAGUGUGCCAUGGUAAAACAAAUAACCACAUGAUCAGUUCUUUCAUUGGAGGAGCAAACAAUAGUGAUAGGUGAAUGGAUCGUCCACAGAGUCGGACGCCAAUACAGAAUUAAAUUUUAUGAUGAAGUGUUAGGCUAUGACAGAUUUGCGUGGCCAACUUACACAGGUUUUUUUUUGCUUUUUGGGUGAUAAAUAUAUAGUGGCUGCUACGACGUUGGACAGGUUAUCAUCUUUUGUAAAAACAAAAGGGGGAGAAUUGAAAGUGGCCGUUUUUAGGUGGCCGUCAUGGCAGGUUCGACUGUAUGGAUUUAUUUCUCCAUGAGUGCAAUGCUGAAACAACUCCACUUAUGGUAUGAAUUAUAAUUAUAAUGAUUAUUUGCUGAUAUACUGAUGUAGAGGUUCAAUCCGUGGAGUGAUACAUGGUCGAAGGGCCGUGUAAGUUAAGACUAGAUUUUUUUGUCUUUUGGAAGUUAUGGAUCGAAAACAGAAGUUUUGACUUGUUGAUUUCUGGCUAAGAUUGGAGCAACACAAAUGUGAAUUACACUUUUUUUUGUGGCAGAGUCAUUUAAAAAAUAAUGAACCUUAUAGUAUGACUUUCCAAACAUACCUCACCUGUCUGAAAGCUGUGUAUUGACCUGGUAGAAUUAGUAAUUGAGGAGAUGCUUCCAUGUUUAAAAAAGAUGCCGGAAUUUUGAAAAAGUGUUAUUUCAGACUGGUCUUUUGAAUCUUUACUUUUGACUCUGAGACAGCUUAUUAUAUAUAAACUGGAAUAAAAGCUUGCAUUCGCCUGGCAUUAGGGCAUCAAAACUGCUUUUAUUCAUCUUGCUUCUCACAACUUUGGUUAAGUAUAUACAUCUUCUUUUCUUUUACUUUGAACUUUAUAUUUUUCAGUAAACUUUUGCUUGUGUCUCUGUUUUGAUGUGCAAUCUUUGUGAUUUUUUUUUCAGUGAUUUGCUUUAUCGUUGCAUGUUGUGUCUUUUAUUUUUAUUGAUGAUGAUGAUGACAGUGUUUCUCACAGCUCUUUAAUCCCGCCUGGCCAAUCCAUUUAACUAACCAAGAAAAUGAAUAGUUGAGGGGCUACGGUCAAGGAUUGACUUUGAUUAUCUUUAUCAUCCUGUUUCAAUAGUUGUUUUGUGAAGAAAUUUAGCUUAUAAUGUGAAGAUUGUAACUCCCAUGUCAACAAUACAGUGGUGUCCGCGUAACAACAAUCUUUGUAAUACAUUGGCUGAUAAAAGAAUUGAUUUUGACAGUUCAAAAUCAGUGUGACCAAGAAGGGCAUAUAAUGAAGUACUGGGGCUUGUUCACUACCUUUCACCAAGAGCCACCUUCUUUUAUGAUGAGUCUCCUGGUUGGGGGGAAAAAGUUUCUGUCACUAUGACAAUAACAAAACGGGAGGAGGGGGGUGGGAGGCAGAUAGGCCGCUGUGCAUAACAUGACUGCUCUGUGAUGGAGCAUCGCUCACUUGAAAGCUGACGCUGCCUAUCUUAACAUUUAACACAUCAUUUUGGAUUAGGACUUGUGUGUGUGUCUGAAGACGGUGGGUGGACUAGAUGGGAGAAACCCCCCUCCCAAAAUUUCAGUUAGCAGCGACCUCUGCCCAACAGUACCCAGGGGUUGCUAUACUAUUAUGCAGAUACCACUGUUUUAUGAUCAUGGUUCUAGUAUACUUGUGAUUGUCUUCUACGUACAUAACCCCUGAAAAUUAAAGACUAGACUAGAAUACAGUAAAAUAAUAAAUUUGUUUAACGCGAAAUUCAUCUUAACAGGAAAUGAUUUUUAAUCCUCCUUUUUUUCUGCUUUAUUCUAUGCAUUGCAACUUUCUUUAACUUAGCAUGAUAAAAAUUCCAAAAGACUUUGUUAUCAGAUAGGAAUUUUGGGCUGUUUCAUCAUUCCUCCAAGCUGACUUUCCUUUCCCACCGAAAAAUUUUUUUUUUCGCGCUUAGUGUAUAGAACAAAAUUUUGUUACACUGAAAAAUCAAGUUCAAAGGCAUAUCUGGUUCUUCGCAUAGUGUUCUAAGGUGGAGAUGCUUAUUGUGCUUAAAAAUGAAAAGGGCAGUUUAAAACUAAGGGCUGAUUUUGCUGAAAAGAAAAAAAGUGACCCAAUAACCUGGACAUUUAUUUCACAAUCUUAAUUACUGAAAUUGGGUGAUGUCUCAAUUUAACAGAACUUUGCCAGCCUAUAAAUAAGCAUGCUAAGACCCAUGCAAGUUUCAUCAAAACUGAUUUGUAUUUAAUAAAUUGCAUUGUAGAAUAGCAUUUACUUUUUGGAACAGUGUAAUUUUAAUGGAGACCUAUUAGCUUUUGAGUAAAAAAGUUUUAUUGAAGCCUAUUUAAAUUAAUGCUUUUGUAUUUACUAAUGUAAUGGGAAGUCAUAGACUAGGUUUUUGGAUAGGAAAGGGGGUGCUGUUUAUUAACAAUAUAGUUUUCAGUCUUUUGCCAUUUUUAUUUUGUGUUUUGUCUUCUUUGUCCUUAUUUUGUUUAGUUUGAUAAGUUCUUUUAAGCUCAACAGAUUAUUUUGUUUCUAGCUUUGUGAAUUUAAGACCGUUUUGGGCUUAAUAAAAGAAAAUGACAUUGGUUCCUGAUGUCAGGUCGUGUUGGAUUAUUAUGAUUGUAUUUUGUAGGUUAAAAUAUUAAAAUAUUGCUGGGUAGGGCUGAUUCGAGGAGAAGAUUAAAAAAAUUGAGAAGACUGAAUUGAAUAUGCUGGGCAAUAGGAGAUUUCGUCAUGUCAUCUAAGUUGCAUUGUCUCAGCCUAUAUCUGGAUAUGCACUCACACAUGAUACUUAAAUGUUCAUAGUUUGGGAAAGAGCUCUGGCGCAUAUGAGAAAAAUUAAAAACAUCUGUUGAACUCUGGUACCGUAUCAUCUUAAUUUUCAGUCAUCCUCCAGUCACAGAGAAAAAGCAGCAGAGGCUGUCCACUACAUGUCAGAAGGCAGUGGUCCUGGCACAGCUGACCUUGAAAAUGGCAACCAGGGCAUAUCAAUGGUUCAUGUGAGCAUCCCUAAUCAAGGCAUACAGGUACAACCAGUCAUUCAGGCAAACCAACAAUCUGUUAUCCAGAGUGCCGGAAAUCUUCAGACGAUCCAAGUUGUUCGGGUUGCAGCUGUUGAUGAAGAUUUGUCAUCAAGUGAUUCUGACGCAAAGAAAAGACGAGAAAUUUUGACCCGAAGGCCUUCGUACAGGAAAAUUUUGAAUGAGCUGUCCUCUCCAGUAUCCAAAAUGGAUGAUGAUUCAAACAGUAGUCAAAGUCAAGACGGCCACGAUUCAUAUGUCCAAACAAAUGCUCUACAACUGACUGCUCACGGUGAUGCUACUCCUGCUACUCAAGGUCUUCAAACACUAACAAUGACAAACGCUAGUCCAACCUCAGCCUCAAACUCCACGGGUGGAACGACUAUAGUACAGUAUGCUCAAGGACCUGAUGGACAGUUUUACAUACCAGUCGGUGGCACAAAUGUACAAGCCUAUCAGAUAACAGCACCAGGGUCAUUAGCUCAAGGUGUUGUCAUGACGUCAGGGAGUCCCAUUGCAAGUCCUCAACACAUGUCGGAAGAGGGCUCUCGGAAACGGGAAUUACGACUUUUGAAAAAUAGAGAGGCAGCCAGGGAAUGUCGACGAAAGAAGAAGGAGUAUGUAAAAUGUUUAGAAAACCGUGUAGCUGUCUUAGAAAAUCAGAAUAAAACUCUAAUUGAAGAAUUGAAGGCCCUCAAAGAACUCUAUUGUCAAAAGGAUGCAUGACUGUAAAUGUCAUAUUUUUUGUGCUCCGUAAAUCCAAAAGAAUUUUCUUUUGGCAUACUUCCUGUGUGUCAGAAUUUGGUGGAAGACAGUUCGCUUUGCUGCUCUGGCACACCUAAAAAGCACCUGGCUUUUUCAAGACCAGUGAAGCUUUUUUUUAUAAAUGAAGGGAAGGUACUGAAGAAGAUGGCCUAGAUGAACUGACAGGCAUGGUCAAUGCAAAUUGUCCACUGGGAUUGCUGUUUGUUCCCGACGUUUAGUACAAUGACAAUUUGUACAAAAGUAUUUGUCUCAAUUUUUUUUCCGAUUGUGAGAUACUUGGCUUGGCUGUGAUGAAGUCGUUUUUGUUCUCUAUGUUUUUGUAAGUUCUUGAAGUGUUUAAGUGUUGCACCAUUUUAACUGUUGAAAAGCCUUAAAAGUCCAAUGAAAAAUUCUGCAUUGAUAUUGCUUGUGUGUUUGAAUCUGAUGACACAGAUUGUGUUUACAUCCAUUUCUACACCUGUUGUCCCAAAUAUUCUGACAUCCAGCAUAAAUGGUCACUUUUUUUUGUAUAUAAGUUUUCAAAUCACAUUAAAGUGAUUGCUUCCUGUGAGCAAGUGGAAUAGUAGGUACAGGUUUAGUUCUUGUGCAGUAAUAUAGUGUGGAUGGUUGGCAGGUGCUCUGGUGUGGUUUGCUCCGCCCCCUGUCAAACAUCUUAUCGUCCCGAUCUCUCCUCCUUUUCUGUGCAUGUUACUUUUUAGUAACACCUAAUCUUUGGCACUUAUUGACCUAUUUGUGUUGCAAGUUCCGAAAAACUCGUGCUGAAACUACAUUGUAAUUCAGUGGUGACUAAUUUGAGAAACUUGUCCUCCUUGUAGCCUCUUUUUAGCCUUAUUUCCUUUCUAGUUCUAGUCUUCAUUAUUUGAUGUUUCUUAAGUACUCUUGAAAUUGUUUGUAGAGAGAAAGAUGUCUUUUUUUGGAAACUGAAUCUGUUGAUCCUUGUAAACAAAUGGCUUGUUAAAUUUGCUGCAGUUUUAUGGAAGUGACUUUUGAUCACAGGCAGAGCAUCGCAUAAGCUUUGUAUAUUUUACUUUGUGCCAGCUUACGUGCUGUUUCUUUUAUUUCAUUUUUUGUCUCCUUUUUUCUUUGUCUUUUUUUUUUUAUACAUUAAAAAAUUUGUCAAGCACACACAUAGUGAACAGGUUUGUACAGGUCCCAAAUUUUUCUUAUAUGUUCCUUGUAUUCAAAACAGAAACAUAGUGCAAACAAUUUGUGUAUAUCGAAAGAAAUUAGCACCGAUGAGGGUAUAUCUAAUUCUACAUGACUGCAAAUUUCUUUUACGGAAUUAGCUAUGAUGGGGGCGGCCACACGGCAUGAUGUUACGUAGGCCAACAAGCUUUUUACAGGACUAAGCUGAAGGAUAUAGUGUUGGCCAAGGAUAUAGUGUUGGCCAAGGAUGUGUUCACUGCACACGUCACAGAAGUGGAAAGUGGUAGGCUGGAUCUAGUCUGCACACUCUAGUUGUGUGUGGGAAGUCUGUGGUCGUGUGAAGGCACAUAUCUAGUAUUGUUGCCAUGUUCAACAGAGAUUAAACAUGAUUCAACAGCUUGCUGGCAUUGGGCAGAGUCGGGUUUAGGUGAAAUUGUAGAAAGUGGACAAUGGCAGAGUGAAAGAAGCAGAAAGGCUUCUCAGUUGAAGAAAAACGGCUGAUGCUAGCAGAGUUGAAUAAAAGAAAAAUCAAUGACAAAAACCCAAAUCUGCAGUUCUUGGUGACUGUGAAGCCAACACACAGGUUGGCAGGGAGGGGGGGUCAAAAUUCAUGUUAGAUUUUGACCCAAAUGUCCCACUUCAUCGCCUUUGAUAUAGCCUGAAAUUCAUACAUAGCGAAAUUAUAUAUAACAAAAAGAUUUCUGCAACCGACAGAUUUCAUUAUGUGUGUGCUAGACUAAUUUUUCUAUUCAAGUUUUGUUCCAUGCAUACGCCUUUGAACACAUGUUGAUGUUGCUUAAUUGUGUGUCUGUUGAUUAGCUUUCUCAUUUUCUCUAAUGUGCUGUAGAAGAGGAAAGACAAGUGUACACAAUGAGUGUAUUCUUACUCCUGAAAUCCAUAUCAUAUUCAUUUUGUGAGAAAAGUCUUGUUGUUUUAAUGGGAUGUUAAGAAAUAUGUUGAACUGAUUCUGUUUAAAAUGCCUCAACUUUUGGUGUGUUUGGUAUUCUUUUGUCUUUGAUUGUUCUUUAUGUUUACUCUGCAUCUAGUUUUGAGUUUGUUCAAAAGUUGUUCUUGCUUCUUUUUCAUGUAUUUUGAAGGACAUGAUUAUCUUUGGAAGAUAUCAUGCCUCAUGAAAUGUAGGUGUGGGUUGGGGAAUUAGAACAAGGUACCGGUACUGUUUGUUUAACAAGUAUCCAGGUUCAAGCAACAUCUUAAGUGUACAAUGUUUCUAGAGGAUUGAAAAUGGGAAAUUCCAGAGGUAUUUCUAGCUGACUGACUUAUUUUGUUGAAAAGACAAGAGUAGUCGGGAUAUAAAUCUCAGCUUGUAGGUGAAAAUUAAAAAAAUCUUUUUUGACUAAUUGCAAGCAGCAUUUAAAUUAACAUGACAUUUCAAAAAGAGUUAUUUUAAUUACAUCCUGGCUUUGUUCUUGUGGGGAAAAAGUAACUGGAAGAAGUUAAGCAGGGCAUACCUAUCCCCGAUGUACAUUUUUCAAAGUAGUGGAAGACGCAUAAAGCUCUAGAUUAGAAUGCAGAUGGCUUGGGGAGGUUUCAGAUUUGUAGUUAUUAUUUUUAAACUAUAAAUGCUGUACAGCAAGCAAACAGUCAUUAGUUUCCGUGUUGACUCCAUUUUCAUAGUUCCAAACGUGACCUUUUUUUUGGACAAUGAAAGUUUGUUGCUUAUUAGUUUAGUAUACACGCACACACGCACACACUUACAUACAUAUAUAUACAUAUAUAUUUAUUAAUUUUACAGUAUAUGUAUGUAUGUGCACGUUUUCUUGAUUUUUUUUUUUCAUUUUUUUUUCUUCAUUCCUUUUUAUCACCCACUUUGGUUUCCACUUUAUCUUUUGGUAUGGUAAAGUGUAAUUUUUUUUUCUAAGGAGUGAGUAAUAUUUGUCUAUGCCUAUAAUACCUCGUCCACCUUUGUGAGAAAGUUGCCCUGUGUAAAAUUCAAGUAUGACUGACAAUUCAUGGGUUAUGAAAGUUGAGUGGCAUUUGUUGAAUUAUUUAUAAUAUAAAGUUGAAGAUGAUAAUAUAUCAAUGGUUUAUAUGUAAAUGGACAAAAAAAAAAUUUAGAAUUAUCUUUUGCAAAGUGUUUCUUUACUUUGCAUCUGUGCCUCUGGAGUUUCUGACUUUUUGUAAUGUUGAAAGAAAUGGGUAUGAGUUGAUAAUUGUCUGUGUGAGAAAGGUAACGGAGAAGGAGAUUGUGUCAACUUUCUUUUUCUCUCAAGUUUGUGCUUUGAAUGUGGUUAGAGUCCACUCUUGUUCAGGGGAAGGGAGGUGUUCGAUAAUUUUGCUUUUGCACGUUUUCCAGAAUAAUAUGGGUGGAAUUUUUAUCCACCUCAGUGAGACUUUUUGAAUAUCUAAGGACUUACAGCAAAUACAAAGGUCAUGUGUGCUUGCAUUACAGAAUUAAUUUCAAGAGAUGCUAUAGCAAUCUGAUAGUGUUUUGACCUCCAUACAAUAAAUCUGUAGUACCCUUGUUUCACACACCUGAGAUCUGUCAUCAAUAUCCCAAGUGCUCCAAACAGGCAAAGGCUGGGCUGUUUUUUUUGGUGUAAAGUGUUUAUUCUGUAAUAGAUUCCUAGGAAACAUUUUGAUGGGAUUCCACAAUUAAUGCUAAUCGUCUUGUCAGAUAGAAGAAUUGAAAUAAUGUUUCAAUAAUUGUGUGUGCUCAUGUUUUUUUAAGCAGGUCUACAAGAGUUCUGGUCACACUCAUAGUUGGUUGUUUUAGUAUUCGUACUGUUGUCAGCUUGUGACUUUCUUUAUUGUGGUUUUAUUUUAUGAUGUUUUAGAAAAGGCAUGCUGCAUGCUUUUGCUCUGUCUGAUGUAAGAGUCAGUUUGUUUUUUUUGGGGGGGUCUUUUUUAAUUUUAGUUGCAAGCUUUGUAAUCUGUUUUGGAUUGUUAAUGGGGGUAUUGUCUUUUGAAAGUUGAAUGGAAGAUGAAUUGAAUAGCCUAUUAUUAUUACUGGUUCAGCAUAUUACUUGAAGACAAGGCUUAGGGCCUGGAUGUAGAGAGCAUGACCUGGGUCCUGUACAUCAGGCACAUGGGGAGAUUGUUUUAAAGGAGACGUGAAGAUAUGGAGUACAACUUGUAUCCACCAUGCCCUGUGACAUUACAUUCCUGCGGAUACGUUAUUGUGAUCCCCUGGACUUGUCUGGUUAAUUUAUGUAAUGCCUGUAAAGGGUGUCUCAGGAGCUCCUACUUGUUGGAGUUUGGUGUUCAGGUUUGAGUUUUCUGGCCAGGCAGCUGGACUUCUUAGCAGAGAAUGGUGGGGGAACUUUCAGGGCAUGUUUGCGUGUCUUAUAUUUUUCCUGCACUACAUAGGCCAUCUGGGUUGUGGGACACCCGUGUUCUGAUGUGUGUGAGCUUUGUCUGCAGUGUAUUGUCCUCAGUCCAGAUAGUCUCAGUUGCGACCAAAGUUCAUAUCCUCAGAUCAGCUUGUAUUGUGGUAGUCUUUGACUUAUCUCCUUUCUGUCAGCUCUCUUCACAAGUAACUAAAAAGUCAGCCCUAGUCAAGCAAAGAAACUGGAAUGAUAGCUUGCACAGAGUGUAGUUUGAGUAAUGGCUUCCUUUUUGUGGGUUGCUGUUGAGUGAGAUUAUACAAGAAUGGUUGAUUUCAAUCCACUUAUAAAAGAUACGUGCCCGCACUGAUUUUCAAUCUCACAUUGACGGUACUGAACUGACUGUUGUUAAUCAAUCCUAGAGGGAAGGUAAAAUGUUAUUUAGUGUGGUUAUUAAAAUUUGAGGGCUUAUUGAAUACUUUUGUUAAGCAUUACAUCAUUUAGCAUUGUUAUAUGUACAGAGAUUGACUGUUUGUAGUAAGUUUUGCAUGGCAUGGUUAUUUGGGCUAACACCCUCCACAAGACAAGUAUUGAGCAAUGUGAGGAAAGGCAGACUGCGGAAAUUAAAUCCAGCUAUUGGUUGAAUGGGUUGUUUUGAAAUGUCUUGUUAGGAGGUCUGAUCUCAUUUAUUGUUUUUGCUAAAGUCAUGUGUGGCUGGAACUUUGUCAAAUGUUUCUCAGGAGUGUAGAGAGUUAUUUAAGAACUUGCCCAAGAGACCUUCAUUUAUGCUAAUAGUCAAUGUGUGUGAUACAUCAGUUCUGAGGUAUCACAGAGCAAGACAGUUGUAUAGAAAAUGCUCUAUACAACAGGCACUCUAUCCGCUUGUAAAAGAUGUUCAUGAAUUUGUUGUACACUUUUAAUUGGUAUGCCUGAGAAUGGUACUGAGGUGUGAAAGGGGCUGAUAGUAAAGGUGACUGCAGAAUUGUGUGGCAGGCAUACCAACAUGAAACUGAUUAGAUAAAAAGGACAUUUUGUCACUGUAGAAACAUCUGCCAUAUCUGUGUAGCAGAUCAAUGAGUUUGAGACUCCUUGGUCAAGGUAGUUGUUGUCCAGAUGGAUAUUGCAUUCAGUGUUGAAGUCUCAGGCUUCAGAAAGUCCCUCAGGUUGUUGUUCUGAUGUGUCAAUGAACUCAUGUGCCAAGGGGGUGGUACUGUGUAGAGGGUUAGUACCAAGCUGAACAUUCCAUAACUAUGUGUGUGGAACUUUGUAACGGAAAAUACUACGCACUCAAAAAAUUCUCUUGCUUUAUCAAAACAGAUUCUGAUCUCCCCAAGUUUCUUGUAGCAGAGAUCGAUCUAUUCCCGUAUGUCUUGUUUGUUCUCUGAAUCUGAAAGUUCAUUUUAAUUUGAGUGUAUUUAAUAUUGUACUUGACUUGUUUGUUGAUCUGAAAUUAAUGAGACAUAAAGUAUUCUUGAAACUAAA